AUGGAGGAGGAGGUGGAGGAUGAUGAAGAUGAGGAGGAAGGUCGGCACCAUCGGGCCGAGGACGUUAAUGUAGCACACAGGAAGUGGACGACAAAGGAACCCAUGAUGUUGAACACACAGACGCUACCUGCUCCGCCCAUCUCAGGGGAAGCUCCGCCCCCCUCCCGGAGGAAGAGGAGGAAGUCCUCUAACCGACCUCCGCUUCCUCUCCGGUUCCUCUCCGGUGGAGCCGCAGCGCCCCCUACCGGAGCGGCGGAACAAACACCGUCAUGGCGGCAGGACGCGGUCAGUUCUUCAGCAGCAUCCUGCGGGGUUUGGAGCAGAGACCGGGACCGGAGGGACCCGGGAGAGGAGCGGCGGGCCUCCGGGGAGCAGCGGCCCCGGAGAGAGGCGCUACGGGCGCCCGGUGGAGGAGGAGGCGGCCGGAAGCAGCCCGGGACCCCGCUGAGGAGAGCAGCUGCUCAAAACCGCAGAAACAGAAACAAAAAUCCAGAUUUCCUGGAGUCAGAAGUUAGAAACAAAGAAAACUUGGUGGAAAAGCUUCCGUCGGAGAUUCUGGUUAAGAUUCUUUCGUAUCUCGACGCCUCCUCGUUGUUCUGUGUCGCUCACGUCAGUAAACUUUUCCACCGACUCGCCAGCGAUGACGUCGUGUGGAGGAACAUCUACGUGUCCGAGUUUGGGAGUCAGACCUGGAAGCCGGUGGACGAAGCCGUGGAAGAGAACCAGUCAGGACGCUGGAAGAAGAUGUACUUCCGGACUGUCGCCGGACAGGAAGUGAACAAGUGGAGGAAGGAACUGCGAGACAUCAGUCCGUACACGGGACUUCCCAGACAGACGGAGUGGGUCCUCAGGAACCUGAACGUGAGUUGGGAGCUGACGGUGGUCGAUAGACUCGGACGAGAAACGACGCUGGAGCAGAGCCGGGCGUACUUCUUCGAAUCGUCCGUCAUCAUCCGCUGGAGUGGAGGAAGUUUCCCCUUGUUCCAUCACUUCAGCAGCAUCCAGAUGCACGGAGUCAGGAAGGAGAACCUGGAGAGCGCCAAAGUCAGGAGGCCUAGGUGGCGCUCUCUGAUGUUGCAGCUGGAUAUGAGGACUCAUCCAAAUCAGUUCUACGGCAAAGACAAACUGAUCAACCUGAGGUAUUUUCCACCAGACGUCAUCAUCGGCCUCUGGAGGGGUCAGAGCGACGUCGCCUUCAUCAUGGUCAGUCUGCACUUCUACAACCUCGUGGAGAAAAGUCUGCUGGGGUCUCCGUUCUGCCCGUACUCUGAUUGUGUCGACCCGCUGCCGGUGGACGACUCGGACCCUGAGUUUGGUCUCCACGGUUACACUUUGCACUUCGUCCUGCACAACACCGGAACCGAGAUCAUGUCUGGACACUUCCGCCAGCUCCCCUGCAGCCCGGCUCAGGUCCAGCGUUCUCUGGUGAAACUGGACGUCAUCAACAGAACUGACUUGUCUCAGCACAGAUCUCUGUCUGGAAGCAUCAAGCUGCCUUGGAAGAGCGAAGAGUUGGAGGGUUCAGUGGAGAACUGCUGCAUCAUGACGUUGACUCUGCUGGACGAGUUCCAGAAACCCUUCUGGUGCGUCAGUUCGCCCAUUUCCAUCCGGGUGGCAAAGAAGUCGCUGUCGUCGGACUACAGCGACGACCACUUCCUGAUGGACUAUCAUGGCCCGGAGGGCCAGGUGAAGAUGGUUCUGGUGUGGUUGAAGGAGCAGAACCAGUUCUUCCUCAUCAGGCUCAGUUUGUUCGUCGCCGUCUUCAAGGUCAACCAGCGUUUCAGCACAAACUACUGAAGCCAGACUGGACCAAUCACACUUUAGGUUUCUGGUUUUUACAGUUCGGAUGCUGUGAUUUGGAGAUUUUUUUCCAGUUGGACCAGUAGUUUGUGAAGUUUAGUUGAUGUAUUCGUUCUGAAGAACAAAGAAUUAAAUCUGAGGCUCGUGUUGAAGCUUUUCAGUAGAAAACAACAAUUUCAAAUGAAGUUCUUUCCUCAUAUUUGGUCCAAAAUUGAGACAUUAUUGGAAGAAAAGUGACACAAAACUUCAUCAGUUUAGUUCAUUAGUUUCAUGUAUUUGAUAAAUUUCUUGGAUAUUUUUUUUUAUCCUCGGAACAACAGAAUUAAUUUUUGGCGUUUUGAUGCAUUGAACGGUUUUGAAAACAAUAAAAUUUCACUUGUGCGUU
This is a messenger RNA of Amphiprion ocellaris (clown anemonefish), 2185 nucleotides long. RefSeq names its product F-box only protein 15-like. The record is from RefSeq and is a predicted model, not a curated record. NCBI's taxonomy places the organism in Eukaryota, Metazoa, Chordata, Actinopteri, Pomacentridae. Gene Ontology annotation, molecular function: protein binding.